This is a messenger RNA of Aureobasidium pullulans EXF-150, 3740 nucleotides long. RefSeq names its product DEAD/DEAH box helicase. Gene Ontology annotation, molecular function: ATP binding; nucleic acid binding. The record is from RefSeq and is a predicted model, not a curated record. Lineage: Eukaryota; Fungi; Ascomycota; Dothideomycetes; Dothideales; Saccotheciaceae. The transcript has a single exon. The coding region runs from base 152 to 3595 and encodes 1147 amino acids.
UUUGAAAAUCACAAUGCUUAGUAUUGACAUCGACUGAAUCAUCACUCCAUGAUCACUAUACCGGAAUUGAUAUCUUGGCCUACUUGCAUCUUUCACGUUUUCACAACCCUCGGCUACGUCAUCAAUCUCGCGUCCUGAAGUCGCAUCAACAAUGCCCAAAUUGCAAGCCGCAACAGUGUCCAACAAAGUCGUUCGGAAACGGAAGAGACAGAGCCAGGAUGAAACGGAACAAGUAGGAGCCGAAGGCGACGCUUCUCAGGAUACGACCAUAAGCACGACAACAGUUCCGACCAAGACACAGGAUGGAGGCAAGAAACCGAAGCGGACGCCCAAAGGCAAGGGUGCAACACCCAGCCUCUCCAGGAAGGGCUCCUCCAUGGUAGAAACCACAAUUGCCUGGCCUGAGGAGUUCACAAAACUAGGCCAAGUCCACCGAGCGCUCAAUCUUGUCUACACUUUCUGUUGUACGCGCAAACACCUAGCCACCACUUUUGAUACAAUAAGGACCACAGUGGAGUCGCACAUUGGUCGCGAGCUGUCUAUACAAGAUGUCGCCAAGAUCAAAGCCCUGAUACCGUGUUCUAUCAACUUUGCAUACAUCGAUGAGGAUCUGCUCCAGGUCAACCUCAUGGGAGAGCAGGAGAACUCGAAGAACAAGAGAUUUGAAGGAUAUGUUCCGCCAGAACCAAAACAGGAUGGACAAGAUCAAGGGAACAGAGAGGUUCUACUGUUUGAAUACAUCGACGGAGAUUUGAAGCGUCAAGUGCAGCACAACAAGACUGGUGAACCUACGAAGGCAACCCGCAAGUUGAAAGAUGAGGACCUCAAAAUGCCUGUUUACAGUCAGAAGCAGAUGAUGAACCUCAUCGAGAAGAGAAACAACAAAUUCACUUCCGCAGUAAAUGCCUGGCUGAAUGAGUGCGAUGCAGAAGGUGUAAACCCGGUCGAGAAGCUGGAUAUCGAGCACAACCUGAACAUACCAGCGCCCUCGGAGAGUAGAGGAAACACGCCUACCCCUGAGAAGCGAAGGGCCUUACUACCCAAAUCCAUCCCAGAUGAGCGAAAAACUAUCCCUGAGAUUGUGUCCGAGAUCAAAACUCUGGAAUGGUAUACUGGCCAAAUUGUACCGGACGGUCAUCGUGUGUUCGAUCCUCAGCCGCCCAUCUACGGCGAACUAAACUUUGAAUUGUCGCAAACCUUGGUCAAUGCACUCUACAAUACUCGCGGCAUCACUCAGCUGUAUUCGCAUCAGGCCGAAGCCAUCAACAAUCUAUAUGACGGUCACAAUGUCAUCGUCUCAACAUCGACAAGUUCUGGAAAGUCUUUGAUCUACCAAAUCCCCGUGUUACACGAGCUGGAAAAGAACAAACAGGCGAGAGCCAUGUACAUUUUUCCUACCAAAGCUUUGGCUCAAGAUCAGCGACGUAGUCUUAAGGACUUGCUGCAAUACAUGGAUGGUUUGCAAGACUUGGUCGUUGAGACUUUUGAUGGUGAUACACAAAUGUGUGAUCGAAACCUUAUUCGAGAUGAGGGUAGCAUUAUCUUUACUAAUCCGGAUAUGCUCCACAUCACCAUCCUGCCACAAGAAGAGGCCUGGAGGACAUUCCUGCAAAACUUACGAUUUGUCGUAGUCGAUGAGUUACACGUCUACAACGGUCUGUUUGGAGCACAUGUAGCUUUGAUUAUGCGACGCCUGCGAAGAAUCUGCGCUGCCGUGGGAAACCGUCAUAUCAAGUUCAUCUCAUGUUCCGCUACUGUUGCGAACCCAGAAGAGCAUAUGAAGACAAUCUUCGGUGUAGAGCAAGUCAAGCUCACAGACUUUGACGGCUCACCUUCUGGCAGGAAAGAGUUCUUGUGUUGGAACACCCCGUUCAAAGAUCCAGCAGAUCCGACUUCUGGUAGAGGUGAUGCUUUGGCCGAGUCUGCAAAAUUGUUCUGCCAGCUCAUCUUACGAGGUGUACGUGUAAUUGCUUUCUGCAGGGUGCGAAAGCAGUGUGAGGCGUUGAUCGGUGCCGUCAAGAACGAACUGGCCUUUUUAGACAAGCAAGAAGUCAUGGCCAGGGUGAUGUCCUACCGAGGUGGUUACGCUCCUCAAGAUCGACGAAAGAUUGAAAAGGAAAUGUUUGAGGGCAAGCUCGUUGGUAUCGUGGCAACCAGUGCCCUGGAAUUGGGAAUUGAUAUUGGGUCUCUUGAUGCUGUCAUGACCUGUGGGUUUCCGUACACCAUCGCCAAUCUUCGCCAGCAGAGUGGUCGAGCAGGUCGCAGAAACAAAGACUCGAUCUCUAUAUUGGUUGGGGAUGCCUUCCCGACCGAUCAGCAUUACAUGCAGAACCCAGAUGAGAUCUUUACGAAGCCCAACUGUCAGCUUCAAGUCGAUCUCGAGAAUAUGCUCGUGCUUGAAGGACACGUUCAAUGUGCGGCUAACGAGAUGCCAGUUCAGCCAGCCGGAGACGAAAUAUACUUCGGAAAACUAUUGAAAGACAUUGCAGAGAACAGGAUGAGGAAGGAUGACCUCGGUUUCUUCCACACGGCUGACCGUUUCCUUCCACGUCCCUCUACUUUUGUGGCAAUCCGCGAUACCGAAGAAGACCACUUCGCUAUCGUCGAUAUCACACAUGGUCGCAAUGUUGUACUCGAAGAACUGGAGGCCUCGAGAGCAUUCUUCACCAUCUACGAAGGAGGCAUCUACUUACACCAGGGCAACAAAUACCUCGUCAAAGAAAUGUCUACAGAUCGCAUGAUGGCUCGCGUCGAGUUCGUCCGAGUGGAAUGGACAACCCAACAACGCGAUUUCACCGACAUCGACCCAAUCGAAACCGAAGCCAUCCGCAAAAUUCCCAAAUCACUAUCGCGAGCCUACUUUGGUACAAUCAGAAUCACCCAGGUGGUAUUCGGUUUCUUCAAAGUCGAUCAAAAGCGACGCAUUUUGGAUGCGGUCGAAGUUGACAAUCCACCCAUUACGAUCUUGAGCAAAGGCAUGUGGCUUGAUGUUCCACGCCGUGCGUUACAGAUUCUGGAGUCGAGGAGGCUUAAUAUGGCAGGAGCGAUUCAUGCGGCUGAACACGCUUUACUCUCGCUCAUGCCUAAUUUCAUCAUCAGUAUGCCUGGCGACGUCAAAACAGAAUGCAAAAACGCAAUCAAGGAAUUCCAAGCCAAAGAAAACAGCCGCAAGCGACCUGCACGUCUCACCUUUUACGAUGCCAAAGGGGGUGCUGCUGGUUCAGGAAUCAGCACAAAGGCAUUCGAAUUCGUGGAUCGCUUGUUGAUUCAAGCCUGUGAACGCGUAGGGGCUUGUCAUUGCGAGGAAGGAUGUCUUGAAUGCUGUUGCUCUGAGCAAUGCAAAGAGGCGAAUUCUGUAAUGAGUAAAGCUGGUGCGGAGGUGAUUUUGAAGUCGCUGUUGAACAGGGAAAUUGAUGUUGACGCGUUACCUUGGGGUCCCGAGGACGAAAAGACGCCUGCGGGUGUGGAAACUGUGGUUUUCGCUAACGAAGUUGCACCUGGAAGGGGUAAAAGGUUCGGAGAUAUUGUUGUCAAGACUGAAGAUGGAGAGGAAGAGAUUGUGGUCAUUAAGGAUGAGCCUAUGGAUGAUGAGUGAUCGAGGAAAUUCAGAGUAUCCUACAGCAUCCAUCCCCAGCUUUCUUCGUCACAACCCAGUCCAAGACCAGCAAUAGCAACGAAAAAGAUAGAUAUUCGCAUCAGCCCGAGAUAGUGCAAUACGAGCGACACAAUGUCCAGGAGAG